UCGCCGCGCUCCCGACAGUAGUAAUUUGCGCGGCCCGUUUGCCGCUAACGGAGCUGGCUAGCUGAAAGGACUCGGAAUUCUGUUGUCGGUGACACAAAUCCAAGUCCAUCUGUGGUUGUAAACAGACUGGACGGUGCAUUAUUGAGGCGGCGAGCCCUUGGUCGAGAGUCUACAUGCUAAAUAUGUGGAAAGUCCGAGAACUGGUGGAUAAAGCCACUAAUGUGGUGAUGAACUACUCUGAGAUCGAGUCCAAGGUGCGAGAGGCCACCAACGAUGACUCCUGGGGUCCCUCUGGACAGCUCAUGGGAGAGAUCGCCAAAUCCACGUUCAUGUACGAGCAGUUCCCCGAGGUCAUGAACAUGCUGUGGACCAGAAUGCUGAAAGACAACAAGAAGAACUGGAGGAGAGUUUACAAGGCCUUACUACUACUUGCAUACCUCAUCAGGAACGGAUCGGAGCGAGUUGUCACCAGUGCGAGGGAACACAUCUACGACCUUCGCUCCUUGGAAAACUACCAUUUUGUCGAUGAGAGUGGGAAGGACCAGGGCAUCAACGUGCGUCAGAAGGUGAAGGAGAUGGUGGAGUUUGUCCAGGAUGAUGACCGGCUCCGGGAGGAGAGGAAGAAAGCCAAGAAGAACAAGGACAAGUACAUCGGCGUGUCCUCAGACAGCACUGGAGGAGGAUUCGGCAAGACCAGCCCGGGAGAAAUGUUUGACUCGGAGCCCAAAGGGAAGUGGGAUGAGGACUGGGACAAGAGCAAAGGAGCCUUCCCCUUCAGCGAGAAGCUGGGAGAGAUCAGCGACAAGAUCGGCAGCACCAUCGACGACACCAUUAACAAGUUCCGCAAGAAGGAGAGGGAUGACUCGCCUGACAGAAUCAGUGACAACGAGGAGGACAGGGUAUCGCGGAACGGCCGGCCGUUGUCGGGGUCAGGGAGUCUGUCGGGGUUGGAGUUCAAAGACGAGGAGGAGACUGUUACCACCAAGAGCAUCCAGAUCACCCAGGCAACCGAGACCACCACCACCACCACACGCAAACGGGGCGGCGUCCCGUCCAAAACCGUGGACCUGGGGGCCGCCGCACACUACACAGGGGACAGGAGCAGCCUGGACGCAGACGACGCAAAGACGUCGGUCAGCCAGACUUCAAGCAGUGGCCUUGCAGACCUUCUGAUGGUGGACUCUGGGUCCAUUCAGGCGGCACCAGCAGGUGGAAGCUCAGACCUCAUCGGUGGCUUUGCUGACUUCUCCUCCCCAGCUGCCUCAGCCAGUCUCCCUUCAUCAGCCGGGCCAGGGUCCAAUGGGAACGGUGAGUUUGGGGACUGGAAUGCGUUCUCCAGUCCUCCGGCCGCCACCACCACUCCGUCUCAGCCAAUCACAGACCUGUUUGGUAGCAUCCAGCCUCCCCCAGCCUCGGCCCCCACCCCGCCAUCAGCUGAGCUCUUUGACCUAAUGGGCUCCAAUCGCACCUCCCUCAGCACCUCCCAAAGCAUGACCUUCUCCAUGUGUGGUAGCCAGAGUGUGGGCGCCGCCAACACCGGCCUGCCCAUCUCCAGAUCACAGAACUUUGGGCCAAUGCAGGGGGGCUUAUUGCCGCAGCACAUGGGACUCCAGAAGCCCUCCCUCCCCCCCACAUGGUCGGACCCCAGUGUCAACAUCAGCCUGGACUUCCUGUCUCCUGGUAUGCAGUCGGCCAACUGUAAGCCAAGCCUCAAUAUGCUACAGCAAGAUCCCCUGCUUCCAGGAGUCCAGUCACCCAUCAACCUGGCUCAGAGUUUUGGAGGCCUGAAUAUGAACAUCCAGCCUACAGCCACACCCAUCAGACCUCCGACCAACCCCAUGAUGCCCGCCAGGGCCAUAGGCCUGGGCAUGCCUCCCACCAUGGCAACGGGUACCAUGGGAAUGGGAGGAAUGCCUGUCAAUCAGGGAAUCAUGGGAAUGAACCUGGGCGUGGCCCCCUCAGGCAUGGGCCUGCAAGGCACCCUGGGUAUGCCAGGAAUGGGCAUGGGGCAGCCCAUGGUGCAACCCAAACAAGAUGCCUUCGCAAACUUCGUCAACUUCGGGAAAUGAGAGCGCUGAAGGAUUUGUGUUGAAGAGUAUGUCAGAAUACACCAUUUUGAAGGAAAAGCUCAUACUUGAAAAAUAUCUGAUGGUGUUGCCCUUCAAUCCCUACUUUUGAAAUAUACAGGUAACUGCCAAAAUAAUGGAAACACUUAUCGUAAAUAUUGAAAGCAGGUGUGGUUCCUGAUUUAAUGAAGCAAUUAACAUCCCAUCAUGCUUAGGGUCAUGUAUACAAAUGCUGAGCAAGCCAUUAUUUUGGCUACCAUGGCUAUGCACCCAUAGGAUGACAAUACCCUCAUCCACAGGGCAUGAGUGGUCACUGAAUGGUUUGCUGAGCAUAAAAACGAUGUGAACUAUAUGCCAUAGCCGAGUCACCAGAUCUCAACCCAAUGUAACACUUAUGAGAGAUUCUGGAGCAGUGCCUGAGACUGUUUUCCACCUCCAUCAACAAAAUACCAAAUGAUGGAAUUUCUUGUGUAAGAGUGAUGUCACAUCCCUCCAAUAGUGUUCCAGACACUUGUAGAAUUUAUGCUAAGGUGCAUUGAAGCUGUUCUGGCUCUUAGUGGCCCAACGCCCUAU
This is a messenger RNA of Oncorhynchus tshawytscha (Chinook salmon), 2639 nucleotides long. RefSeq names its product clathrin interactor 1. The record is from RefSeq and is a predicted model, not a curated record. Gene Ontology annotation, biological process: endocytosis. Gene Ontology annotation, molecular function: clathrin binding; phospholipid binding. Gene Ontology annotation, cellular component: plasma membrane; clathrin vesicle coat; endosome. The transcript has 12 exons. Bases 174 to 2069 code for a protein of 631 amino acids. NCBI's taxonomy places the organism in Eukaryota, Metazoa, Chordata, Actinopteri, Salmoniformes, Salmonidae.